AUGCCUCCCUCCCACCGCCACCACGACUCCCAAACAAAUUACCCCCGCUCUUCAAUCCUCCCCACAACCUUCAACCAAACAGGGACAGGCUCAGGAAUAAUCGGAAGCACCCAAACCCAAACCUACGGCUCCUCUACACCAUCCAUGUCCGCUGCCAAAACCCGCCAAUACGCACACCUCCACUCCCAGCUCGCGCAGCUGAAUGCGAACCUCGCGGACACAGAGAACCUGUUGCGCAUGACAGCUGUGCAGGCGGGAGAUAUGCGGUUCCUCGGCGGAUAUAUUGGAGGCAUGUUCAUGGGAUCUGCGAAGAUUUUGGGGGAGGAGGGGGUGAAGGGGAACGCGGAUAGACCCGAGAAAUCAAAGGAAGUUGAGAUUAAGGAGGAGAGUGAGGAGGACUAA
Messenger RNA from Penicillium odoratum, 402 nucleotides. Its product is annotated as DASH complex subunit HSK3 family protein. The record is from RefSeq and is a predicted model, not a curated record. The transcript has a single exon. NCBI's taxonomy places the organism in Eukaryota, Fungi, Ascomycota, Eurotiomycetes, Eurotiales, Aspergillaceae. Bases 1 to 402 code for a protein of 133 amino acids. Gene Ontology annotation, cellular component: DASH complex. Gene Ontology annotation, biological process: attachment of spindle microtubules to kinetochore.